UAAGAGGGAAAAGAUGAAAAGAACGACUCAACUUCAACUUUAUUUUCCAGUAGCAUCAGAUAUGAUAUCAAGACUUAUCAUUACUUGGGCCUUGUUGUACAGGAAGUAAAUGAAAUUGAGGUAUCAGCAUAGCACAACUAAGAAAAAUACUGUGUUGUACAGUAUGUGUAGAUUGAAGAGGGUACACGCAUGACUGAACAUACAGUGCUACGUUACUAUCGGUUUAUGUUCUGCUGUAACUGUCAGAGUAUCUAUUGAUGGGGAUGCUGUUGAAGGCCAAGAAACACGAUUAGUUUGUACCGUUCAAAAAAGUAAUCCUACAAAUACUAAUGAUCCAACUAUUAGAUGGCGAGAGGUUGUCAACGGCUCACCUGUGACAAUAGUGGAGUAUCAGGAAGUACCUGGUCCUGUGAAUAUGGAUUAUGCUGAUAGAUUUAGUGUUGAAGGCGAUGGCUCUCAACUUACUCUUGUUAUUGAUAACACGAUGCGAACUGAUGAUGGCAUAUAUCAAUGUGAGGUUAACGUUCUAAAUGAUCCACCUUCACCAGUAUCUGGUGCAGUCACAAUAAGUGUUGCAUUUUUAGAUUCAAUAUUGUUAGACGUUACUCCUAAUCCUGUUGCUGAAUGUGAAUCUGUAAUGUGUGUGUGUUCAGUAAAUGCCGAACCUGAUCCAACAAUCAUUCUCUAUAAAGAUGAGGCUCUGAUCAAGACGGAAAUAACAAAAAAUCUAGCAUACAAUAUAGACAAUGUGACGAGGAGUGAUGGAGGAAACUACAAAUGUGUAGCAAGUAACAUCGCUGGUACUGAUACAUCACAAGUUAAACAAUUGGACGUUCAGUAUAAACCUGAAUUUGGAUUAGCAAACGAAGACACUGUUGGUCAUGAUGAACAGUAUGUUAUUAAACUUGAAAUAUCAGCUAAUCCUAGUGAUGUCACUUAUCAAUGGACCACUGAUCCUUCUGGAAUUGAAGAUGUAGACACUAACCCAGCAACUUUUACAGUAAAUGUACCAGAUGUUAACGUCACAGUGUUUACAAUAAGAGUGGAUGUUGCUAAUAGCAUUGGAUUGACAUCAAAGUCGAUUAAGAUAAUUGUAAGAGCAAGUCCAUGUGCUGACGAGCCCUGUGGAAAUGGUGGCACGUGUUCAGUUGUUGAAGAAGGCUACAAUUGUAGAUGCACUGAUCAUUUCCAUGGAUUAAAUUGCACAAACUGCAUCUACAAGGAUGGCUGUGACUUGGAUAAGGGGGACAUGUACUACAGUGAUGGGAAUGGCGUUUGUGGAUGCUACUGUGGUGGUUGUAGACAAUUUGAUAAAAAUACAAAUCGUUGUGAAAUAUGUUCUCCCCUAGCAGUCUGUUCAGUCUGUUCAAGUAGCACGAGUCUGACAAUUGGAAUGCUAUUUGUGGGCAUCAUUAUUGGAGCUUUCGGGGUAAUUGGUGGAUUGAUCGUCUACACGAGGAUUAAACAGAAGACAAAAAUAGACAAGAGAAGUACGGACAAGAGUAAACAAGAUACUUACAUGGACUUCACGGCAGAUAGACCAACUGCUGGCAAUGAAAACCAGACUUACCAAGAUCUACAAUAUAGAGAAGAAGAAACAGCUUAUGUUAAUUUGAAGUCGGGAAAGAGAUAAAAAUGUAAAGAGGAGCAGUAUAUGAUUGGAGUUAAUGCGUGUUGCUUGAACAAGGAUCAUGAUAAUCCAUGCAAAAUUUAAUCAAUAAUGAUCGUACAGCAACGAAUCAAAGAAUUGUUUAGCUCUGUCCACGUUAUCAAUUUUGUGAUUUUUCAAUGAAGCCUCCGUGGACUAAUGGUUAUGACGCUCGCCUUGACAGCGAGAGGUCGCAGGUUCGAAUCCCGCCAGAGGCAUUACACAAUUAUUAUUUUUACACAUUAUUAUU
Anneissia japonica is the source of this 1898-nucleotide messenger RNA. Its product is annotated as neurocan core protein-like. Lineage: Eukaryota; Metazoa; Echinodermata; Crinoidea; Comatulida; Comatulidae. Gene Ontology annotation, biological process: homophilic cell-cell adhesion. Gene Ontology annotation, cellular component: plasma membrane. The transcript has 11 exons. The record is from RefSeq and is a predicted model, not a curated record. Bases 416 to 1633 code for a protein of 405 amino acids.